Molecule: messenger RNA, 1277 nt
Organism: Didymella exigua CBS 183.55
Lineage: Eukaryota; Fungi; Ascomycota; Dothideomycetes; Pleosporales; Didymellaceae
Exons: 3
Coding region: 132-920 (262 amino acids)
Biological process (GO): regulation of DNA-templated transcription
Molecular function (GO): DNA-binding transcription factor activity
Source: RefSeq, a predicted model, not a curated record
UGAUUUCCGAGUGCCUUCAGCCUCCCACCAUUUAUCCCACUGAUACUCAGCCUGCCCACGCUAUAACCUUUAGCCCUCCCCCACGGUGACUUGAUCACAGUUCCUCAUACAGCUCCGCAUCUUCCUCCACUAUGCAUAGACAUCAAUCUUACCAACAGUACGCUGUUGUGACUCCUGCUACCACAAGAUACUCCGGCACAUCCUCAGCCUUCUCAGCUUCGGCAAACCCCAACGAAGACUGGACCAAGAUCUCAGACCUUGCCGAGCGCAGGAGGAUACAAAACCGCAUUGCCCAGCGCAACUACCGCAAGAAGCUUAAGAAGAGGCUCGAAGACCUUGAGCGCCGCGCUGCCUCCAGCUCAGCUUCGCCGGAGCAAAAGCCCGCGGAGCUGCAGCCACCUCAGACCUCGCCGCGCCAGGAAUUCCCCUCUCCGGCUUCUUCGGAUUCCUCGUACGCCACUCCACCCGAGGAUCAUAUGUUCUCGCACCAGUACACUCGCCAGCUCUCGACAAGUCCACCACCAUUCUCGGUAGCACAAUACUCUUCGACCUACCCAGCCCCAGAUGCGGUAGCAUACUCGAUGCCAUACACCACAAACUCGCCAUACCACACAAUACCUACCACAUUGACACCGGAGAUACCGUCGUACGCCUACCUGCCGCCACCGCUCUCUUCAGCCUACCCCACCACUCUGCCUAGCCUGGUGCCUAGCAUGAAGAGUGAGUACUACGCCGAGGAGGAUCUUAGCCCAUUUGGCGUCGGCUAUGCGGCCAUUGGCGGAAUUGAGAUCCCACCCCCUCACGCAUACGCAGACCACAAUGCUCAUACGCCACCACUUGAGCACGAUGAGUUUGGAUACCCCACUACGCCCAACUCGAUGCCACGAACACCCCCUCCUCUUCCUCUUCACGCCAUGUGAAGGAUCUUCUUGCAGCUUUCCGAUUUCGCUUCGUCGCCGAGGCGCAUGGCCUCGGCACCUUUUUGUUUCCAGCAUCUUUUGUAUAGCAUUUCAGCGAUCUGUCAUUUGGGACAAGGUCACUCGCUUGGCCCUCGAUACUUCGAGACUCGGUGUUUUUGGUGUUUAAAUGCUAGGGAAAUUUCCUAGCAGAAGGUUUGGAAGCCUACAUGAAGGCGAGACCCAGUGCUGCAGUGCGCCCGCUGGGUAUCAGUCAUGACAACGAACGACGAUGAUCAACAAUUCAAAAAUUGCAAAGAGAUAUCUUGUGCAUCUGCAUGUGUGACGUACCGUAAAACAAGUAACGAAAGAAGAAAGAAG